UCUAAAAGUUCUCUCCUGGUUUGGUCUCGGGCUUCCCGCUGAUUUUCCCGAAAAUGACGGCGUCCUGCGCGCCUCGCCGGGCGCCUCCCGGCCUCCCAGAGAGUCCCCCUUUUCCUUGGUGCUGCGGCGGGAUUCUUUUGCUGUCCUUAGUGCUCCCGUUGCCCAUAUUCUCCGGUCCCUGUAUUGAUCCACCAGUAUUGGAGAGUAUGAAGCUCAAGGGUGUCAUUAAACGCCAUUAUUAUCCUGGGGACAGAAUAGAUUAUGAGUGUCACAGAGGAUACUUUUAUGUGUGGCCUUAUCUCCUCGCAUCUACUUGUGAGCCUAAUGGCUCAUGGAGCCCUAUUGAAGAAGCAUGUUUAAGAAAAUCAUGUCCAAAUCCAGAAAUAAAACAUGGUGAAGUAUAUGCCCCAAAUAAAACCUUUGAGUUUGAAUCAGAAGCUCACAUUUCUUGUAAUGAGGGUUAUUACUUAAGAGGAAAAAAAAUUCUAACUUGUAACCUUAUUGGAGAUAAUGUGCAUUGGAGUGAUUUGAUACCACAUUGUGAAAAGAUUUUUUGUGGACGACCUCCAAAAAUAAAACAUGGAAAACACACCAAUAGCUACAGGAAUAUAUUUGAAUAUAAUGAAUUAGUAACUUAUAGUUGUAAUCCUUCAAAUGGAUCAGAUGAAUACUCACUUGUUGGAGAGAGCAAGCUUAUUUGUUCUGGACCUGGCAAAUGGAGUAGUGCCGCUCCUCUGUGUAAAGUGGUCAAAUGUGAACGUCCAGUACUCGAACAUGGAAUAAUGGUAUCAGAAAGUAGAGAAAAAUUUUCCUACCAAGCAGUGGUGAUAUUUGAAUGCCUCCAGGGUUUUUACCUUAAUGGCAGCAACCUAGUGUUCUGUGGUGGUAAUAAUACUUGGGAGCCUGAGAUGCCAAAGUGUAUUAAAGGUUACAAGCCUACUCAUCCAACCAAGACUCCACUUUUAAAAUAUCCAGGAUAUCCCAAUCCCAGUGACGAAAUACUAUCACUUGAUGACUUUGAGGAUUUAGAUGCAGGAAUCAUUGCUCUGAUUAUUCUUACUGCAAUUGUUGCUGUUGUAGUAGUUUGUACCUGCUUCUACAGAUGUCUUCACAGUGAGAAGAAAGAGGAGAAGGAUAUGAAAGAGAAGGAAGAAAAGGAUAUGAAAGAGAAGGAGAAGAAAGAGAAGGAGGAAAAGGAGAAAAAGGAAAACGAGAAGAAGGAAAACGAGAAGAAGGAAAAGGAGAAGGAGAAGAAAGAGAAGGAGAUGAAAGGGAAAAAGGAAGUUGGUGCUGGACCCACCACUCACCAGAAAAGACCAACCAGUCCAUCAGUGCAGAAGCACUAAUUAUUUUCCACAAACCCAUGUGUCAGUUUAUCUUUUGAUUCUAUUAAUAUGUUAAGGUCUACAGUAAAUAUGGAAAACAGUAUGCAGGUUCCUCAAAAAAUUAAAAAUAGUGCCACCAUAUGAUUCAGCAAUUCCACAAUAUAUAUUCCACAGUAUAUAUCCAAAGGAAACAAAAUUACCCUAUGAAGAGAUAACUGCACCUCCCUGUGUAUUGCAGCAUUAUUUACAAUAACCACGACAUGGAAGGAACCUAAGUGUUCAGUGAAUAUAUAUACACACACAUACACGCAAAUGUAUAUACAUACACAUAUGCACAACAUACAGUGGAAUACAAUUCAGCCAUGAAAAAGAAGGAAAUCCUGCCAUUUGCAACAACACUUAUGGAACUUGAGGACAUUAUGCUAAGUGAAUAAGCCAUACAGAAAGAGACAAAUACUGAAUGACCUCACUUAUAUAUGGAAUCCAAAAGUCCACACUCACAGAAAAAGAAAUCAGAUUUCUGGUUGCCAGAGGCAGGGGGUGGGGAUGAUAGGGGAAUUGGGUGAAGGGUGUCAAAAGGUACAAAAUUCCAGAUAUAAGGUAAAUGAAUACUGGGAUAUAAUGUACAGCAUAGUGACAAUAAUUAGUAAUGCUUUAUUGUAUACAGCUGACACUCUAUCUGAUGGUUCUGCAUCAGCAUCUAUGGAUA
This is a messenger RNA of Balaenoptera ricei (Rice's whale), 2034 nucleotides long. Its product is annotated as membrane cofactor protein-like. NCBI's taxonomy places the organism in Eukaryota, Metazoa, Chordata, Mammalia, Artiodactyla, Balaenopteridae. The record is from RefSeq and is a predicted model, not a curated record. Gene Ontology annotation, biological process: negative regulation of complement activation, classical pathway. The transcript is spliced from 11 exons. Gene Ontology annotation, cellular component: cell surface. Bases 54 to 1346 code for a protein of 430 amino acids.